Molecule: messenger RNA, 1425 nt
Organism: Uranotaenia lowii
Lineage: Eukaryota; Metazoa; Arthropoda; Insecta; Diptera; Culicidae
Product: queuine tRNA-ribosyltransferase accessory subunit 2
Exons: 3
Coding region: 140-1417 (425 amino acids)
Molecular function (GO): tRNA-guanosine(34) queuine transglycosylase activity
Source: RefSeq, a predicted model, not a curated record
UCGCUGCGUUCGCUGCAAAAUAUUGUUUUGAAAAUUGUUCCGUAAUUUUAUUUUGAAAUCUUUUAUUAACAGAACAGCACAAUAAAAAGAAUAAUAAUAAUAUUCAGGCCACAUCUUAAAGUUUCCUAUCGAGGUAGAAAUGAAUUUCGUCGUCGAAAUGGCAUCUAAAUGUUCCGGACGAACUGGAACGCUAGCCGGUGUUCAAAAACUGGCACAUGUGGAAAUUCAAACACCAGGUUUUGUGUAUCACACCAAGGGCGGUAGCAUCCCCCAUCUAUCCAAAGAAGUUGAAAACUACUUAAAUGUGGAACCAAAAUUCCUGCAAUAUUCGCUCACUAAUACCGAACACAUGGAAGAAGCCGUGGCCGCCUCUGGUGCUGGGAUUGCGAACUUCACCGCCCAAAAGCAAUCGGUUGCACUGUUGGUGUUGCAGGACCCGGCCGAAUUAUGUCUGCCCAAUUUUCACGAGAAGGAUUUGGUACCUAUAUAUAGUAGAAGUGGUCGUAAAAACUAUACUUCAGAGAAGUAUUUCAAACUGGUCGAAACGUUCAAACCGAACAUCUACGUUCCUCUAUUUGACGGAGAUACCACAAAUGAAAGCUCGAAGAAAAGGGUUCAAAAAUCUUUUGAUAGAACUGAAACUUUUGUAGAGCAAUGCCUUGAACUACAUCGUAAAUCUGAUACUUUGACUCAAUCAACUCUGCUUGGGCCGAUAAUAGGAGGUUUUAACACUAACAUACGAGAGAAAUCUGUUAAAUUUUUAAAAAAGUUUGAUGCGGAUUUCGGCGGUUACCUUAUAGCCGGAUUACAUUCCAAUGGCGGCUCAGCAACGGAACUGGAUAAAGAAUCUUUGUUAGAUAUUGUUUCGCAGGUUUGUAAAGAACUUCCAAAUCAAAAACCGAGGUUUCUUUUUGGAGCAUAUACUCCUAAAAUGGUACUAGAACUGGUAGUCCGUGGUAUCGACGUUUUCGACACCAGUUACCCGUAUCUGAAAACUAAGCAAAAUCGAGCUUUAACAUUUAGCUUUUCUGUUGAUGAGCCUAGUGUAGAAAACAUGGAAACGGAACUGGAUGUAAAGGAUACCCGAUGGGCAGAUGAUUUUACCGGAUUUUCCAGUAGCUGUUCAUGCUUGGCUUGUACAAAACAUACCAGAGCAUACUCACAUCAUCUGUACAAUACCAGGGAAAUGCUGGGUCCCAUACUUCUUAUGAUACACAAUCUUCAUCAUUACAAUAAAUUUUUCCAAGCAAUUAGAAAACACGUUUCUAACGACACUAUCAGUACGCUGAUCGAGCAUUUAGAAAAACAGAAAGACGUACCACAAGUGGUUGAAGAGCAACACAAAAUCAGUAUGCAGGAUAUUAACGCUGAAUCGCCUUUGAUAGCUGAAACAGCUCAGAAAAGAGUAAAAGUGUAGCACAGAAG